Molecule: messenger RNA, 1274 nt
Organism: Nothobranchius furzeri (turquoise killifish)
Lineage: Eukaryota; Metazoa; Chordata; Actinopteri; Cyprinodontiformes; Nothobranchiidae
Gene: tmem50a
Product: transmembrane protein 50A
Biological process (GO): protein targeting to vacuole; late endosome to vacuole transport via multivesicular body sorting pathway
Source: RefSeq, a predicted model, not a curated record
ACUGGAAGGCAACAUUUUCAUCAAAGGUUUUCUAUCAAAAGGGUGUGGGGCCAACUGCGCAUGUGUGAGCCAGCUCGGAAGCCAAGUCGGGUUUUAACCAAAGGGUUUACAUCAAAAACUGAACGUAAAAAGAAACAUGUCAGGAUUUCUGGACGGAAUCCGCUGCGGAGACUGUGAAUGCAACGUUGACUGGGGAGAAAGGAGGAACACCAUCGCAUCUAUAGCUGCAGGAGUUCUGUUCUUCACAGGUUGGUGGAUCAUCAUUGACGCAGCAGUGAAAUAUCCAGAUGAGGUGCAGUUUCAUCACGCUUACCACACAUGUGGAGUUAUAGCCACAGUGGCCUUUCUCAUGAUAAAUGCCGUCUCAAAUGGCCAGGUGAGAGGGGACAGCUAUAGCGAAGGCUGCCUGGGACAGAUAGGCGCCAGAGUCUGGCUCUUUAUCGGCUUCAUGCUAGCUUUCGGCUCCCUCAUCGCCUCCAUGUGGAUUCUCUUUGGAGGAUUCGUCGUGCCUGGGAAGGAAUUUGUGUACCCUGGUAUUGCCAUUUUCUUCCAAAAUGCAUUCAUUUUCUUUGGGGGUUUGGUCUUCAAGUUUGGGCGCACGGAGGAUCUCUGGCAGUAACAGUCUGUGUGUCUUCACGUCCACGGGGUUACAUUCUGCUUUCCGUACUGUUUCAGACUCCAGCGGUUAUUCACUUUAUAUAUGUAUGUAAACAUUUUUUUAGCUUUUCCCUUUGUAAGUUGUCAUUUGCUGUAAAUGCGCUAAAGCACAAGAUUUCAAAGGUUCUUUGGAAGUUUAAACAUUUUCAAAUGUGGCACGUCUUCACUUGUGUCGGUUUGCACUCAGACUGUCGCCAAGUUGUUAAAAUAGUUUACGACUUGUGUAUAACAGAAUUUAUGUACCGGAGCUUUACUAUCACUUUCCCUUGGAGUAAACUUACCUCUGUAAUUCAAAAUGCUUUGUAAUUUAAACUUUGACUGUUAAUAUGGUGACUAUUGAGAAUUAACAGCAUCCGUUUGUAAAAAAAAAAAAAAAAAAUCUAGUUAAACAGGGGUUCUUUGUUUUAUUAUUGUAACACUAUCUGCUCUCAGAUAAUUUGGUUUUAUUGGGGAAUUUUACAAAGCCACACUACAGAUCCACUCAACCAAUGGAUUCUCAAAAAUAGGGUUUUAAUUUGCUUCAACAGGUUUGCAGGAGCAUCUGUUCAUUCUAGUGUCACAUCUGUCCGUUUCUGACAUUUGCAUCAUUAAACAGAAAUAUGCAAAUGAUCAGUUAA